UGACGAGGUGGGCCCACCCUCCUCCUGCCUAUAAGUGGGGACCUGGUCACCGCGACGGCCACUCGAUUCCGGGCACUCACGACAUGCUGGGCGUCAGCGUCUUCACCGUGCUCCUGGCCUACGCCUCCAGCUGCGGGGUCCCCAUCUUCCGGCCCAACCUAUCAGCCCGGGUGGUGGGCGGAGACAACGCCGUUCCCCACAGCUGGCCCUGGCAGAUCUCCCUCCAGUACCUCAAGAAUGGCGUGUGGAGGCACACCUGCGGUGGCACCUUGAUCACCCCCAGUCACGUCCUCACAGCUGCCCACUGCAUCAGCAAUACCCUGACUUACCGCGUGGCCCUGGGGAAGAACAACCUGGAGGUGGAGAAUGAGGAAGGCUCCGUGUUCAUGGGCGUGGACACCAUCUUUGUCCACGAGAAGUGGAGCUCCUUCCUAAUUCGCAAUGACAUUGCCCUUAUCAAGCUGGCGGAGCCCGUGGAACUGAGUGACACCAUCCAGCCAGCCUGCCUGCCAGAGGAGGGUUCCUUGCUGCCUCAGGACUACCCCUGCUACGUCACUGGCUGGGGCCGUCUCUGGACCAACGGCCCCAUCGCUGACGAGCUGCAGCAGGGUCUGCAGCCCGUGGUGGAUCACGCCACAUGCUCCCAGAAAGACUGGUGGGGCAACAAUGUGAAGAACACCAUGGUCUGCGCCGGGGGUGAUGGUGUCAUCUCAGCCUGCAAUGGGGACUCGGGCGGCCCACUGAACUGCCAGGCCAAGGACGGCUCUUGGGAGGUGCGGGGCAUCGUCAGCUUCGGCUCCGGGCUGAGCUGCAACACCCUCAAGAAGCCCACGGUCUUCACCCGCGUGUCCGCCUACAACAACUGGAUCAACGAGAAACUACAGCUGUGAUUCAUCCCUGGGAGCCAAGGCCGCAAAUCCCGGCAACCACAAUAAACCUCCUUUCCCCUCAA
Orcinus orca (killer whale) is the source of this 952-nucleotide messenger RNA. Its product is annotated as chymotrypsin-C. Bases 84 to 890 code for a protein of 268 amino acids. The transcript is spliced from 8 exons. Gene Ontology annotation, biological process: proteolysis. NCBI's taxonomy places the organism in Eukaryota, Metazoa, Chordata, Mammalia, Artiodactyla, Delphinidae. The record is from RefSeq and is a predicted model, not a curated record. Gene Ontology annotation, molecular function: serine-type endopeptidase activity.